Nerophis lumbriciformis (worm pipefish) is the source of this 2196-nucleotide messenger RNA. Lineage: Eukaryota; Metazoa; Chordata; Actinopteri; Syngnathiformes; Syngnathidae. The record is from RefSeq and is a predicted model, not a curated record.
AUGUUUGUCCCCCUGCCGGUGCCCUUCGUCUUUCAGAGAACUGCGUCCGACUUCAGCGCCUGGAGACUCAAGUCGUCGCUGGCUCCGCGGUCCAGCCCCGAUAUCAGGAUGUCCAAAGCAGAGGAGGAGAAGGCCGGGCCAGACUAUCACGGCGAUGGCUCAGAUUCAGACAGAAACAGUCCAGAUGACCAGUUGCAACUGAUAGAAAGCAGCCCGUUCAGCCUCUCGCCCACAGCAGCCAGCAAGGUGAAGGUGGAAGAAAGUUGUGAAAUGACCCGCAGUGCCGUCCCACCAUCUUCUCAACAGCAGCAACAACAGCAGCAGCAGGCACAGGCGCAACACCACCACACACAGCUGAUGCUGGCCGGUAGUCAGCUGGCUGGGCUGGCCGCACUCCUGCCGGCCCAACAGCAGCUACUCCUCCAGCAGGCUCAGGCUCAGCUCUUGGCAGCCGCCGUCCAACAAACUAACGCCGCGCAUGCCGCCCAUGCCGCUGCCCAGCAACACCAUCACCACCACCAACAACAACACCAAAGCCUAACAUCUCGGCCACCGCAGCAGGCCGCCAAACAGGAAGUGACUGUUCAAGCUCCUCCUCCUCCGCCACCACCUCAGCUUGCCCUCUCUCAACCAAUCCAGCUCACGGCACAGGACAUCCAGCAGCUGCUCCAGCUCCAGCAGCUGGUUCUCAUGCCGGGUCAUCCGCUUCAGUCCCCGGCCCAAUUCCUCCUGUCGCAGCCGCCUUCCCAGGCUCCGCAACAGCAGCAACAAGCUUUGCUUUCCACACCAAAUCUCAUCCAGCUACCUCAGCAAAGUUCGGCGGGGCUUUUGACGUCGCCGCCCCGCCUGGGCCUCCAGGCGCAGCGUGAGAAGAGCAGCGAUGUCAGCGGAAGCAUCACCGCCACGGUAGCGUCGACGGGAAGUGGCGGUGUGGGCGCGGCGGCGAUGGGAUCCACAUCCGCUUCGGGCGGCGCCAUGACGGCCUCCUUAAACUCAACCCUGACUCCCGGGGGCCACGGCGGGCACCUGGGAGAGGAGCCCAGCGACCUGGAGGAGCUAGAGCAGUUUGCUCGCACGUUCAAGCAACGUCGCAUCAAGCUGGGAUUUACGCAGGGCGACGUGGGCGUCGCCAUGGGCAAGCUCUACGGCAACGACUUUAGCCAGACCACCAUCUCACGCUUUGAAGCCCUCAACUUGAGCUUUAAGAACAUGUGCAAGCUCAAGCCUCUGCUGGAGAAGUGGCUUGGGGACGCAGAGACCAUGGCAGUAGACAGCAUGCUACCCAGUCCCUCUUCCAUCUCCUCCCCCUUGCUGGGCCUUGAGGGUCUGGCGGGCCGACGCCGUAAGAAGCGCACCAGCAUCGAGACCAACGUGCGCGUCGCUCUCGAACGCAAUUUUAGCGCGAACCAGAAGCCUACCUCGGAGGAGAUCCUGCUGAUGGCGGAGCAGCUCAACAUGGAGAAGGAAGUGAUCCGCGUAUGGUUCUGCAAUCGGCGGCAGAAGGAGAAGCGCAUCAACCCUAGCAGCAGCAGCACGCCGCCGCUUCCCGGCCAGACCUCACCUGCCGUCACGCACAAAGCCCCCUGCUACAGCCCGCACAUGAUAUCCAGUCCAGGUGUGUCUCAGGGCAGCAGCAGCCUCAGCACAACAGUUGCCACUUUGUCACCGUCCACAUCCUCUUCUUUGACUCCGCCCCCUCAUAGCACAGCCAGCCCCGCCCCUUCUGCUCUGGGGCCUCACGGGCACAACACUGGGAACACGAUGUUGGGAGUAAGCACAGGGAUGAACCAGGCGCUCUUGGGCAGCAAUCCACUGGCUACCAUGCAAGCACUUGCCGCCAGCGGUGGUCAGCUGUCAAUCAUGGAGGCAGGCGGGGGCCACAUGAUUCUGGGCGGCGGCCACGGCAGGGUGCCCCCUUCGCUGCGGCCGUCGCUUUUCCUCAACCGCCCGGCCCUCCUGCCAGUGGUUACGGGCUCCAUCUCCAUGGCGACGGCGUCCCCGCCUGUCUCGGAUCCGACGAGCGGCCCGGCGGGGGGCGCCCCCCGGCUCGCCUUCGCCCAGUCGUCGCCCGCCGGCGCCGCCCACCUCCUGGACCCGCCCUCGUGUCCCGACGACUCCCCCUGUUCCAGCCCCGCCUCCUUCUGUUCCUUCAGCGAAGCCUCGCCGCCUCCCCUGGGCGGGGCCAUGGCCGACUGA